AUGCCUCACUUUGUCCCUGUCUACGACCCCGAGAGACCCAAGCAUGAGCAAGAAGGAGAUGCUUCUCUCUAUAAACAUCGUAGGCGUCCUGGUUCAAUGGUAUUGAAUGAAAAGGGUUUGUGGGUCCCGGCGCCGAGGGAGGGGCCCCCGGGGGCCCCCAAGCAGCAGCAGGGAGACCACCGCAGCAGCAGCAGCAGCAGCAGCAGCAGCAGCAGCAGGAGGGAUCGCGGGCCCCCCCACAGACACCAUAGACGCAGCCGCAGCCGCAGCCGCAGCAGCAGCAGCAACAGAAGGAGCAGCAGCAGGGAGAGGGGGGCCCCCAGAGACAAGAGAGGAAGGAGGAGUGCAUCCCCAGAAAGAAGGAGGCCCCCCGCCUCAGACCCCUUUGACUACGUCACACCAAAGCAGCGGAAGCUGCAGCAGCAGCAGCAGCAGCAGCAGCAGCAGCAGCAGCAGCAAUUCAGGGGACGGGGCCUACCCCCCCCACACCCCAACUCAAGGUACAGGCGCUAG
Eimeria acervulina is the source of this 513-nucleotide messenger RNA. Its product is annotated as chemotaxis protein, putative. The record is from RefSeq and is a predicted model, not a curated record. The transcript is spliced from 3 exons. NCBI's taxonomy places the organism in Eukaryota, Apicomplexa, Conoidasida, Eucoccidiorida, Eimeriidae. The coding region runs from base 1 to 513 and encodes 170 amino acids.